Molecule: messenger RNA, 8148 nt
Organism: Homarus americanus (American lobster)
Lineage: Eukaryota; Metazoa; Arthropoda; Malacostraca; Decapoda; Nephropidae
Exons: 25
Coding region: 419-5317 (1632 amino acids)
Biological process (GO): response to oxidative stress
Molecular function (GO): peroxidase activity; heme binding
Source: RefSeq, a predicted model, not a curated record
CUCAGUUGCGGUCCGUCUGUUACACUGUACGGACGUGCCUACACCUCGUCCAGUCACGCUUGGGACUUAGAAAUACCCCCCUCUUCAAACACCGUCCUAGACUCAACUCCAAAACAUUACCCUUCCUUAAAGUGAUUAAUAAACAAAAAUUAAACCCACCUCCCUGAAUUUGGACCACAAAAAACCUCCCAAGUCUUGAUAUUUUCCAACGAUAAACCUUCCUCACCCACUCCGUUAAAUUUUAUCAAAUCUAAUUUCGCUUGCGUGACUGGGAGAACUCUUUUAAGUGUGUUUUAAGUGAUAAGUAAAGUAAAAAAAAAAAAGAACGGGAUAUAUUAUUAUGAUAAGUGUUAGUCUGUGGUCGUCGUGUACAGCGUGAAAGGGGUAUAGUGUCUUCAUACAGCACAGCGCCGCCACUAUGUUAAGCAGAUCACGGGCGGCGGCAGUAUGGGCGUGGGUGGUGGUGUGUGUGGGUGUGGUGAUCCUGGGCAUGGAGGUGGCUGAUCCGGCCGUGUUGAAGCUGCUGGAGGAGACGCAGCUGUCGGACUCAGCUCACCGUCAGGAGAGGUCCAUCCAGCAGAUACCCCUGGGUACCUCUGGCUUCCCUCUGCCUGUUGAUAUUGAACCCAUACCUUCAGGUCCUCGCGUCACUAUGCCACACAUCAGCUUCCGGGAUAUGGGGAACUUGGUGCAUCAGGCUACACUGGCGGUCAACGAGAGGUUCGACUCCAUAGAACCUGCCAUCUACAACAGUGGUGCUCGUCAGGUGCCAGGGACGCCAGCGUGGUUCAUGGCAGCGUCACACAAGACUAAGGUUGUGGCCAAGAACAUCUCCAGGAUAGCGCUUAUCUCUGAAGAGGCCACAAAGUACACGGCCCAGCAGUUCCGGCUCGAUAAGGACCAGGUGACCUACGGCCUCCCCACAGCUGACGUCCGAGGCACUGUCUUAGGCGACCAGUGCCCCGUUGAGGUGGACUUCCCAUGCCAACCCCGCAAGUACCGCGCCUUCAAUGGCUACUGUAACAACGUCCAGAAUCCUAAGUGGGGCAACGCCAUCACCAGGUAUCUUCGUUUCCUUCCUGCUAACUACGGUGACGGGGUGUCUGUUCCUCGCCAAGCUUCUUCAGGAGAGUUCUUGCCCUCUGCCCGUAGCGUAAGUCUGGCCAUCCACCGCCACCACGACACACCCCACAAGUUCAUGACUGCCAUAGCUGCUGUAUUUGGCCAGUUCCUCUCUCAUGAUCUGACUCAUACCCCUCAAAUGGCAGGUUAUAUCGGCCAGAGACUACGGUGCUGCGGCGUCAACUUCAGCGACUUCCAUCCUGAGUGUUACCCAAUACGGAUCCCCGAUGAUGACCCGGUGUAUGGCCCCCUCCGUCAGAAGUGCCAGGAGUACGUGAGGUCCGGCACUGCCCCAAGAACCGGCUGUACCUUGGGUCCUCGUGAGCAGAUCAAUCAGGUCACGUCAUUCAUCGAUGGUUCGGUGCUGUACGGGUCGAGUAAGGAAGAGAGCGAUGACCUGAGGGCCUUCACAGAUGGCCUCCUGAAGGUACAGAGAGGACCUGGCAGUACACAGAUCCUGAUUGACGAUGAGAACCAGAUCGACUGCAAGUCUUCCUCCACCAGGAACAAAUGCUUCAAGUCAGGAGACGUGCGAGUGAAUGAGCACAUAGGUCUAGCCUCCCUGCACCAGCUCUUCGUCAGGGAACACAACCGGAUCGCCUCUGCGCUCUCAGACCUCAAUGCCCACUGGACAGACGAACAAGUAUUCCAGGAAGCAAGACGGAUUGUGGGCGCCAAGCUUCAACACAUCACAUACAAAGAGUUCCUGCCCUCUAUCCUCGGACAGGGUAUCUUAGAGAAGUACGGGUUGUCUCUCCAGACGUCCGGGUUCUUCUCAGGCUAUGACAUUAACAUCAACGCCGGGGUGGCCAACUCAGUGUCAGGUGUGGCGCUCAAGUUUGUUGCCUCCUUGAUGCCUGACAGUGUCGCUUAUUAUGAUGAUGGCCGCAAAAUCAAGGAACGACCCAUCACUGAGACGUUCUAUGCGCCGUUUGAUCUGUACGAGCGUGGCAGUUUCGACCAGGUGGUGGAGGGGCUGGUGAGUGCUCAUGCUCAGAAUGAAGACCCUGCCAUCUCAGACGCUAUGACCAACAAGAUGUUUGAAGACUCCAAAACUGGUGUGGGGCUAGACCUGGCAGCACAGAUCAUCCAACAAGGUCGUGACCACGGUAUCGACGGCUACAACAAGUGGAGGCAUUUCUGUGGACUACCCAAGGCCGCACGCUUCGAGGACCUUAGUGACGUCAUGUCCCAGAACAACAUUAACAAGCUGAAGUCCAUCUACAAGGAGGUGGAUGAUAUGGACCUGUUCACUGGAGGCCUGGCCGAAAAACCCAACCGAGGAGCUCUAGUUGGACCCACCUUCGGCUGUCUCAUAGGACGCCAGUUUCACUACCUGAGGCGAGGUGACAGAUACUGGUACGAGAACGACCUCCCACCUUCCUCAUUCACUAAAGAACAGCUGUAUGAGCUCCGUAAGGUCAGCCUCGCCAGGAUCAUCUGUGACAACACUGACAACCUCCAAUAUAUCCAGCCCAAGGUCAUGCUCGAGGCCGACUCCUUCCUGAAUGCCCAGAUGUCGUGUCAGGGGAAGAACAUCAAAUCGGUGGACCUGAAGAAGUGGAAGACUGCCAGCCCUAACUUCGUGAUCCCAGACAAGAUGCUGCAGGAGAGUAUCGAGAGAGCCAAGAGGGACAUCAUCAGCAUGAGGGACUCAGAGUGGAACUUGUGGGAAGCCCCGGGAGGAAGAGGUGGUCAGCGACGGGCGCCACGAGACGUCUACACCAGACCAGUCCAGCGACACAUGACCUCUCAACUGAUGCACGCCUUAGUUGACCGCAGAGAUCUGAGCCUCAAUGCCCGUGUGGUGCGGGAGGCGGAGGAGCUACUGCACGACUGCUUUGUGGUGGGUAUGCGGGCAUGGCGCUACAUGAGGGACCACGAGCAGAGUCUGUACCAGAGGGAGCUGACAGCUGACCCUAAGGGACCUGUGGGAUCUGCCUACGCCUUCGGCAAACCCAAAGCCCAGGCCAUCAAGAUCUCCAACUCGUCCUUUAUCCUUCAGUUCGCCUCCGCUCGUUUCGUCAACAACUUCUUUGCAGGGGAGUCCUAUAAUCGAAAGACACGUGAUGCUGACAGACAACUCAAGGACUUCGAGUCAGGCUCGCCCAACAACGUGGUGGACCUGAUGGAGGUGUUGCCCAACAUCGACGUGAGCGACAUCAUGGACAUCCCCAACGUGUUCCAGUGUGAUGACCAGACCCUCCCCUGCGACCACACCUCCAAGUUUCGCACUGCUACUGGCUGGUGCAACAACCUGAACUUCCCUUCCUUCGGCAAGUCCUUCAGGGCCAACACCCGCCUCCUCAGACCUGCCUACGAUGAUGGGUUGUCUAAGCCCCGCAGUAUGUCGGUCAACAAACAGACGCUGCCGUCUCCCCGCCUCAUCUCCACCAACAUGCACAACGAUGUGUCUGCCCCUCAUGUCCGCUACACGCUCAUGGUGAUGCAGUGGGGCCAAUUUAUUGACCACGAUAUUAUCUUCACCCCUGUCAACAAAGGUUUCCAAGACUCCAUCCUUGACUGUCGGCGCUGUGACUCCGAUCGUACAGUCCAUCCUGAGUGCUUCCCCAUCCCUAUCCCCCCCAACGACCCCUUCUUCCCGCCCGUCAACAUCUCUUCAGGCCAGCCCUUCUGUAUCCCUCUCACCCGCUCCAUGCCCGGCCAACUCACUCUAGGUUACCGGGAACAAAUGAACCAGGUGACAGCCUUCAUUGAUGCUUCCCACACCUACGGCUCUGACAAGUGUGAACAGCGACAACUACGAUCCCUCAAGGAUGGACUGCUGAAGGGAACCCCCAAUCCACUGAAAGGAAAGUCGCUCCUCCCCACCGAUACAGAAAAUCAUGAGUGUCAGGCUCCCUCAGGUCGAUGCUUCACCGGAGGAGACACAAGAGUAUCAGAACAGCCUGGCCUGGCAGCUCUCCACACCCUCCUGAUGCGAGAACACAACCGGGUGGUCAGGGAGCUGAAGCAAUUCAACCGUCACUGGUCAGACGAACAACUCUUCCAGAAUGGCCGUAGGAUCGUGACAGCCAUCAACCAACACGUCACCUACAACGAGUGGCUGCCCAGAGUCCUCGGCUGGAAUGCCGUAAACCUAUACGAACUGAAUCUCCUGCCAGAGGGAUACUUUGAAGGUUACGACGCCUACUGUAACCCCACCGUCCUCAACGAGGUUGGGAUCGCCUUCAGAUUUGGCCACUCUCUGCUGAAGCCGUCACUGGAGAGGAUGGACAGCAUCUUCGCCAAGAGGGAUCCACCCGUCAAGCUUAGUGAGCACUUCUUCAACCCAGACUUGCUCUACCAGCCCGGCAUGAUAGACGAGAUCAUCCGUGGCCUCACCACCGUAUCUAUGGAGACCCUUGACCAGUUCCUGACAGAUGAAGUCACCAACCAUCUCUUUGAGGACAAGAAGAAGCCUUUCUCUGGACUUGAUCUCGCGGCACUCAACAUUCAGAGAUCAAGAGACCAUGGUAUCCAGCCCUACAAUGAGUACCGCGCUCUCUGUAACCUUACUAAAGCCAGGAACUUCAAUGACUUGCACAGAGAAAUCGCCGCCCCUGUGAUCGAACGCAUGAAGCGCACCUACGACCACGUGGACGACAUUGACCUGUUCAGUGGAGGACUGGUGGAAACGCCCUUACAUGGUGGCCUGGUAGGUCCCACCUUCGGCUGUAUCCUCGGCAUCCAGUUCCGUAACCUGAGGAUGUGUGAUCGCUUCUGGUAUGAGAAUGUUGAUCCACUCAUGCGCUUCACUGACCCGCAGUUGACAGAGAUCCGCAAAGUUACGUUGGCGAAGCUCCUCUGUGAUAACUGUGACAGUGUGGAGUCUGAACAGCGCUCAGCCUUCGACCUUCCCGAUCCCUUCCUGAACCCCCGUGUGGCGUGUCGGGACCUGCCUGGGGUCAACCUGGAGCUGUGGAAGGAGCGAGUGUCAUGUGGUGUAGGCCAAACCAACAUUGACAUAGGGGCAGCUGAGAGAAUUUCCCCCUGCGUUAUGUGUACCUGCACUAAGGAAGGACCGGUGUGUCAGAGCCUGAAGAUCGACAACUGCUUCCACCUUGCUCAGUCCUACAGCCCUGAAGCAAUCCUCAACGACCAUGUGUGUAAAGUACAAUGUGCCUUCGCUUUUCGCGCCUUCCCCCAGGUGGCAGCACAGGACUCCAACCAACUGGGCUUCUCUAAUAGAUAAAUGCUCAAUUCUCUAUAUGACUAAUCUGAGAAAUAAACCACAUCAAGUAAUACUGCAGAAUGAUACUUUUAAACUCUUUGAGGAAUCAUAUCAGCUGGAAAAUAAUACUCUCAAAUACUUAUGAAUCAUGUCAACCACUAUGUCAGUAUUUUGAAACUAUUAUAUAUCACUGUCGAAUACUCAGAAAACCCCAUCAGCUACUCAGAUAUAUAUUUUGAAUGCUUUUAAUUAAACCACCUCAACUACUUACUGUACUACUGCAAAACGUUACUACUAUUGAAUGACUGUGAAACCACGUCAACCUCUACUCAAAUAUAUUUUCAAAUGCUCAGAAAAUCACAUCAAUUGUACUAAAAAAUAUUCUCGAAUUCUCGGACACGUGAAAAAAAAACACUCAAAAAUACCAUGUCAUGAAUAAUUAGUUUUAAAAAUACUCAAGGAAAUGCCAUGACAGAUUAGUUAAAAAAUACAGAACUGCACUAGAAAAAAUGCUAUUAAUAUAAAAUACUCAUAUUUAUCGUGAAUAUAUAGUUUUGUAUAUUUGAAAAUACCAUGAACAGUUUAGAAUUGUAAAUGUUAUGGAGUAGUCUAAUACUAAUAAUGGUAAUUGUGUAUGUAUGUCAUGGUAUCAGUGUUAUGGAAUAGUCUAAUAGACAUGGUUGUGUACGUGGUCAUGGUAUAACUAUUUCCUGAUGAAAAAAAACCCGUAGUAAUUGUUUUUGUCAUUCAUUCACAUCAUCUCCAAAAAGACUCCAAUUCAAUAGUUUCUCCAAUGGGUUAGUUAGACUGUAGAUAUUUACUCCAAGAAGCAAAAAUAAUAUUGAGUUUAGUUUUAUCUUUACUCAAGUAGGAGGUUCAAGGAGUAUGUCUUUACCUCACUCAAGUAGGAAGGUCAAGGAUUAUCUUUACCUCACUCAAGUAGGAAGGUCAAGGGUUAUCUUUAUCUCAAGUAGGAGGGUGAAGGAAUAACCUCUUCACACUAUCGAGAAGGGAGAGUCACAUGGCAGUGAUAACGCACACUAAAAUGAAUGAAUUAUUACGAAGUUCCUCAUGCCAAGCACUUAUUAAGAAUACACCAAUCAGUCAGCAAGAACAACACGCAUGGUACAAUAAAUCGUGUUCCGUAUAAAGCCAGUUAAGAGACCGGGGAACUCCUCCAGUAAUACUCAAGUUAAUCAGACUUAGUGGGGGUUUUGUAUUACGUGAAGCAUCAGUGGCCCUCUAAUGCUGUUGUGACGUGGACGGGGAGAUCAUGGCAGGGUCUUCCUUCUCCUUUAUCUUAGAUGUAGUGGGAAAUAUUUAACUUAUUUUUUACCUGUUUUGGGGUCUGUUGUUUUUAUUUUAUUGUCCUCUUGAUCCCGCCCGCAUCCAUCCACGACGCACGACGCUUCUCCUCUGUUUGGUCAUCCUGCACUCACGACACAACACGACAGUCUGCUGGUGUUUGAAGACCUACUAUGGUUUCCUCUUGCUUCAGCCAAUACGCAUGGCGCUUAUCCUUUGUCUGUCAGUCGCCUUAAAGAGUCUAGAUUCGCACCGCCAGGACUCACGACACUUGCCUUUUAUUUCGAAGUCCAGCGGUCCUGUAACAUGCAUAACGCCUCAAAUUUGUUCAGUGAUGUCCUACGUUUUCAUUGACAAAUGACGUUAUCUCUUUUGUUCAAUUUUCUCUCUUGCGCUUGUAAGACAAAAUGACUUCCUCCACAUCACAAGAGCCACCCCAAAAAUCUUACUUUGCUUACAUUUGGUUGCAUGAUGAAAACACGUCAUCAGCUGACAGUCACGUUAUGUAUAAUUGAUGAACUUAUUUACUUCCACGUACAUAACUACGUCAUAACUUGUUUCAUUAGUUAAUCAAAUGAUAAUAAUUACUCUCAUAUAUGUAAUAUUAUGUAUAAUGUUUUGUUCACCAUGUAACCACCCUGUAUUACUUGCUUUAUUAGGGAUAUAUCAUGUAUAAAAUAUUUUUUCACUUGUUCAUAAACUGUCUCCAUUGGUCAUUGACUCCCAUGUAUAAAUUCUGUCAACUAUUCUCUCCAUUGGUUCUUGACUGUAUAUAAAUUAUUUUUUACACUUUUCCAUUGGUCAUUGACUAUGUGUAUAAAAUGUUUACAUCCUCGACUGUGUAUACAACUACCACAGGAGUAGGCAACACGUAGUACACUGAGUUAUGUAUAGUGCACCUUGCCUGCUUCACCGACACUACACCCUGGCCGCCUCAACGCUGCUCUUGUUAGCUCUCCCAAUCCAGUGUCGCCCCAGUACACUCUUAGACACCAUCUCUCAAUACCCUGGCACCCCAGUACACCCUCUCCCAGUUCCUUGGUACCUCAGUAAAUCCUCAGACAUCCUCUCCCAGUACCUUGGUGCCCCAUUACACCCUCUCCCACUACCUUGGCACCCCAGUACAUACCCCAGUCAGCUAUUUCAACCAUGUAUGGCUUCACUACACUUGUUACCCUAAGUUUAUACUGCAUGUCGUAGUUUUCCACCAUAAAUUAAUGUUCCCUUCAAAUGUCAUUUUCCUUACACACACACUCAACUGGGAGAGCUUACAGAGAGUCUAUAGAACUGGCGCCCAAAAUAUCAAGAUGUCUCAUCAACUGCUGCUUACUGACGUCAUUAAAUAUUUGUCAACAAAGGUAUAUGUAAUUACAGAAGGUCUCCUGCCACCCCCCACAUACAUACAUACACACACACACACACUGCUUGUGGCAGUCCUUCCCUUCCAUCUCUGUCUCUCUCUCUAUCUGUCUACAGUAUCUCUUUGUCGCUGUUUCUAAAAUGUGAUAUGUAUUAUUUUUAUUUUUAAUAAAAAUACAAUUUUAAAA